This is a messenger RNA of Penicillium bovifimosum, 1968 nucleotides long. Its product is annotated as transcriptional regulator family TF. The transcript has 7 exons. Gene Ontology annotation, molecular function: zinc ion binding; DNA binding; DNA-binding transcription factor activity, RNA polymerase II-specific. The record is from RefSeq and is a predicted model, not a curated record. Gene Ontology annotation, cellular component: nucleus. NCBI's taxonomy places the organism in Eukaryota, Fungi, Ascomycota, Eurotiomycetes, Eurotiales, Aspergillaceae. Gene Ontology annotation, biological process: regulation of DNA-templated transcription; DNA-templated transcription. Bases 1 to 1968 code for a protein of 655 amino acids.
AUGGAUUCUCAGGGGAUCAAGCGAAUUCGACAGGCUUGUGCGAAUUGCAGGCGAAAGAAAACAAAAUGCACAGGCGACCGUCCCAUUUGCUCCCACUGUCGUCGCAAUCGUCUUGCCUGUAUUUACGAACCGUAUUCGUCGACAGUCGCGGAGUCAACGGUCAACCCGGUCCCAGUGGCCCCCAUGGCGAAUAAUAUGAAUGUGGAUCUACUUCAAAGAAUUAGCACAAUUGAGUCCCGCUUGGCAGAGCUCAGUGGGCAAUCCGCGCAUCAGAACGAGUACGGCCUUCCAUCUACUGGGGAUCUCACACCUCAUCUCACGGUCACUCGAAGCCAAUUGGCGCACGCACGACAAUUGCCACCAACCACAUUCCAAGAAAAUGCUUCUCUUUCUCUCCUACCCUCAUCGAUUCUCAACUCCGUCAUUGACACGUAUUUCGAACGCGUCCACAACCAACCGUAUUCUUAUUUCCUGGAGUCUUCGUUUCGUCAGAAGCUCGAGAGCAGUUCUUUGCCACAAUGCCUUAUUCUAGCCGUGCUAGCAUCGGCAGUACGAUUUUCCAAUCACGAAUUCUACGCAGGCCGAACUCAGGAGGCAUCGCAGCAGUAUGCCAGAGAAUCAUGGCUGUCGGUUCUCGCAGAUCACUUGACCGUGGAGGAUAAUUUGAAUGUCCAUGUUGUGCAGACGGUCAAUUUACUGGCGGUGGUGGAUUAUACAGCCGGUCGCGUCCGGUCAGGAUGGCUCAAAAUCGGCCUGGCUGCCCGAAUCUCGCAAGAUUUACAUUUGAUGUCAGAGCCUAGUCAGUGGCUGUCCUGUUCAGAGCAAGAGGAGCAUCGCAGGGCCUUUUGGUCCAUAUACCUAGUGGACAAAUUGAUCUCCUGCGGUCGGUCGCGACCCCUGGUCAUCCUCGACGAAGAUUGCGAGGUUCAACUGCCAUGCGACGAACGCAGCUUUCAAAAUGGAGAAUGGCGCAAAACAAGCACUAUCGGUCAGCUUCUAAACUGGAAUUCAAAGUUGACGGAGAGUCCAAGUCCGUUUGCUCUCGUCGUUUUGAUGGCGUCCAUAUUUGGCCGAUGCACGCGAUACGUACAUCAAAACAGGAAAAUGGACGAGAUGCCACCGUGGGAUCCGAAAUCGGAAUUCUCCGCUAUCAACUCCUCGUUAUUGCUCUUAGAGUCAUAUUCUAAGAGUGGGAACUGGCAGCUGUCAGAUAUCCUCCAUGGCAGCGUCCAGGCCGAAGGCACUGUUGAUCGACAAGAGAUUGGACAUGUGAUUUUCGCUCAUACCCUUUUCCACCUCUGCCACUGUCUACUGAAUCAUCCAUUUCUCGUGCGACGAUGGCUGAAACCGUUUGGGGCCAAAGCUCCCGCUAGUUUCUCUUCUCGAGCCCUUCAAGAUGGGUGCGAUCAUGCAAAACAGCUGAUGGACCUCCUGCGGGAGGCAACCGAGUAUGGAUAUCUUGUAGAGUCUUCCUUCUAUGCCUACUGCAUCGCUGUAGCUGGGGGAAUCCAUUCGCUGGCUUCACAUUUUGAUCGGAGCAAGGCACGGGACUCGGACAGUCUACACUAUCUGCAACAGAGCAUAGAAGCUCUAGAGAGAUUAGCAAACCUAUGGGUACAUGCAGGGAAUAUAGCCGCUCAGCUGCGAGAAUUCCAUUCUAUCUCACAUAGUUUUGCUGAUCUUCUCGACCCAGGCCACCUGAUGGAUGAGCUUGAUUUUGGCUCGGAGGAGACUAUGUGGUCAAUGAUAGACUAUGCUAUUAUGGGCACCGAUCCCAGCAAAAGGCCACUCUCACCCAAGCCUAACGCCCAUUUAUCUUCCACGGCUUGGGGGGUUCUCGAGCCUGGAAUGAUGGGACCCGCGUUCGACAGUCCCAGUGCUAAUUUUCUCGGUCUCACGCCCCCAAUGCAACUCGAAGGGGUUGAACAGUUUUUGAAUUGCAGCCCAGGAGCGAGUAAUCUGAUUUAA